Messenger RNA from Caenorhabditis sp. 36 PRJEB53466, 566 nucleotides. The record is from the annotation of a GenBank genome assembly. Lineage: Eukaryota; Metazoa; Nematoda; Chromadorea; Rhabditida; Rhabditidae.
AUGAAUACCGGUUUAACUGCUGGAAUGGCUCUCAUCAAAACGAAAACGCCACAUGACCCCAAGAAAGAACUGCGGGAUCGAUUAGAAGAAAUAGUUUACCUUUCAGAGAAGUGAUCAUUUACAUAUCGAUAUAACCCAACAAUUAAAAGCUGUUUAGGCUAAAUCACGCAAAAGCAACGUGUGUGCAUUUGGAUAAAGAACGACAAAGAUACCGAGAAGCGGGAAGACAAAUCAAAGAGGUCAGAAUAUUCAAUAAAAGCAAGAAAUCAAUUGAAUUCCGUUCAGAAGGAUAUUGAUCCAGUGUGGGUAUACAACGGCACAUGUUUCCUACAGACCUCGCAGAAGAACAGUCUGAAGAUUCUGGAGAAAGACACUCAGACUGUCGAAGACGUCCGCGAGCAAAUCAAUAAAGUCAUCAAAGUUGUUUUGGUGUGUUCGUAAUAGUGCAGAUGUUCUCAUUGCAGCAAGACACGGACACUUUCCUCAAAUUGCACAAACAGAGAAACCUGACAGAGAGAGGAUUCAAUCUGAAACCGGUGCUCAGAAACGGGAAAUUAACAGACUAA